AUGUGUGCGGUAUACAUUGUAUCUCAGCACAUAUUAAAUGUUAGUCAAGACCCAGCUCCAGUCGCUAGCGGUGCUUGCUCGUGCUUGCUUCACGAGAUGUCAGCUCCUGACAUAAUGUAUAGUGUGUUGGUAACAGUGGUGUGUGUCUGUUUGUGUUUACAAACUGUGCUGUGUCAAUACCAGGACACUUGCACCACAUUGAAAGGUGGCAUCGGAACAUGUACGCCAGCUGUCUCAUGCGCUGCGUAUUUCGAUCUUCAGCGACAAGCCAAAAGACUCGAUACUUCUUUCAGCUUAGAGAUGCGCAAUGUCUGCUGCCCAAAUGAGAGACCAAAAGAAACGACGCUACCAUUUUGGGACUUUGACGGAGAAUAUAAUUGUGGAGAAGACCAAAGAAACGCUGAACUUGUGUUUACAGAGGAAACGUGCACCACAAUUGAAGGUGAUAUGGGCAAGUGUGAGUCGCUAGCAGCCUGCGAGCCUUACUCUGAUCUGACGAGACAAGCCAAACACGUUCCCUUGACUAUUCAACUGAGAGAUGCUCAGUGCGGUUCACACGGAAACGAACAAAAGAUCUGCUGCCCUACUUCAGUGUCGUCUUCAUCAACAACUGAGCAAGCUUCUUUCAGAGUAAUAGCUGAGUCAGAUUAUAUAACGGACCUUCCUGAACCACCAGAAUGUGGACUCGGCUUAAGUUUUUUCGUCAGAGUUGUAGGAGGUGCUAAAGCCGCAUUGGGUUACUUUCCCUGGAUGGCACUUCUUGGCACCAAACAAGAAAAAUGGGACACAGCGCGUUGGAUAUGUGGGGGAAGUCUGAUCUCUCACCGCCACGUCCUGACCGCUGCUCACUGUAUAAAGAAUGAAUUGAACGUGGUUCGACUUGGUGAGCUGGACUUCGGACGAGACAACGAUAGCGCUUCUCCCAUAGACUUAUCCAUUAAAAGAAAAAUCAAACAUGAAAACUUCGACUACGGUUCAUUUACUAAUGACAUCGGCCUUUUGAUAUUGGAAAAGGACGUGGAAUUCUCUAAUACAUUUUCAGAACUCAUCCGACCGAUCUGUCUACCGAGGAGUGGAGAUGUGAACUGGAAAUCUCUUGUAGGCUUCAACCAGUUUCUCGCUGGCUGGGGAAACAUCGACAACCGUGGUGCUUCUUCAUCUCACCUGCGAUAUGUGGAACUACCUGUUGUGAACAACUCGGUUUGCGAGAAAGCAUAUGAGUCGCGGGUCAUAGAUGAAAGAGUAAUGUGUGUUGGCUCCUACCUGAAAGAUUCCUGCUCUGGCGACAGCGGUGGACCACUCAUGGACACUAUAGUAAGUAAUUUAAACGAUCAUGACAUGACAUUUGUAGGACGAUCUGCUGCCCCAAAUCAAAAUGAGCCAUCUCCAGAAACAAAGCAAUCAUUGACCUUAAACGCCUCCGAUGACUCUAGUGAGAACCAAGGGAUUACUCAACUUGAGGAAACGUGCACCACAAUUGAAGGUGGUACGGGUAAGUGUGAGUCGCUAGCAGCCUGCGAACCUUACUCUGAUCUGAGAAGACAAGCCAAACACGUUCCCUUGACUAUUCAACUUAGAGAUGCUCAGUGCGGUUCACACGGAAACGAACAAAAGGUCUGCUGUCCUACUUCAGUUACCUCCAUUUCAACAGCUACUGACGAACCUUCCUUCAGGUCACUAGCAGAGCCAGACUACCUAACUGCUUUACCUGAACCACCAGAUUGUGGAGUCAGUUUAGCACACUUAAACAGAGUUGUGGGUGGAGUGAACGCUAAACUUGGUGACUUCCCGUGGAUGGCACUUCUUGGUAUCAAACAAGAGAACUGGGACACAGUACGUUGGAUAUGUGGGGGAAGUCUGAUCUCCCACCGCCACGUCCUGACCGCUGCUCACUGUAUAAAGAAUGAAUUGAAUGUGGUCCGACUUGGUGAGCUGGACUUCGAGCGAGAUAACGAUGGCGCUUCUCCCAUGGACUUGUCCAUUAAAAGAAAAAUCAAACAUGAAAACUUCGACUACGGUUCCUUCAAUAAUGACAUCGGCCUUUUGAUAUUGGAAAAGGACGUGGAGUUCUCUCGUCUGAUCCGACCGAUCUGUCUGCCAACUCGUGAAGACCUACGUUCAAAAUCUUUUGUUGGCUACAAUCCUUUCAUCGCCGGUUGGGGAAACGUUGACAAUCGUGGUGCUGCCAAAUCUCACAUGCAAGUUGCGCAGCUGCCUGUGUUGGAAAACUCCAAAUGCAGGAGGGUUUAUGAGUUACGAGUCAUUGAUGAAAGGGUCAUGUGUGCUGGUGUCAAUGGCAAAGAUUCUUGCAACGGUGACAGUGGUGGACCUCUCAUGCAACCUGAUACGAACCGGACAACACGUAAAAUAUAUUUCUAUCAGACAGGCGUCGUGUCGUAUGGUCACACUAGAUGCGGUGAAGCGAAUUUUCCAGGAGUUUACAGUUCAGUGCAAUACUUCCUGCCCUGGAUACAGAAACAACUACUGGGUUCUGAAGAAUAA
This is a messenger RNA of Danaus chrysippus (African queen), 2502 nucleotides long. The record is from the annotation of a GenBank genome assembly. Lineage: Eukaryota; Metazoa; Arthropoda; Insecta; Lepidoptera; Nymphalidae.